GGAGUGAUUCUGUAAGGACUACACCCAGGCGCUGGCCGAAUGCAGUGGCUUCUUUUGCUACUCAAGCUCAGAUUAUAGCGGGGACGUGACAGUGCACGGAGCCGGGGGGUUUCUAUUGGAGACGCUACAAUACCCUGAAAAAACACACAAUUCGGCCGCAACGAGUAUUACUCAAGGAAACGCGUUUCUGAUUUUUUUUAUUUAGAAAAAGUUGUACAUUUUAACCUGAGACGCAAGUAUGUCCUGGCAAGGCUACGUGGAUAACCUGAUGGCCGAUGGCAGCUGCCAGGACUCCGCCAUUGUUGGGUACACGGACGCCAAAUAUGUCUGGGCAGCACAACCCGGCGGCACUUUUAACAAUAUAACGGCCGCAGAGAUUGACCUCCUAGUAGGUAAGGACCGAGAGGGUUUCUUCACCAGCGGCCUGACCUUGGGUCUAAAGAAGUGCUCCGUGAUCAGAGACAGCCUUCCCGUCGAGGGGGACUGGACGAUGGAUAUCCGAACAAAGAGUCAAGGUGGAGAGCCAACAUACAACGUUUCCGUAGGCAGAGCCGACAAAGCGUUGGUUUUAGUCAUGGGAAAAGAAGGUAUCCAUGGAGGGCAACUCAACAAGAAAGCUUUUCAAAUGGCUGACUACCUGCGGAAGGCUGGAUAUUAAGCAGCGUCACCUCCAUCCUCCUAGCAGCUCCAUUGCCCCACCCUCUUGCGUUGGCAGUACUACCUGAUGUAGAUGGUAGAUGCUACUUUUUAUUUUUAUUUUAUUUCUUUUCCCUUCUCCUCCCUUUUUGUGCCCCGCCCUUUUUUCUUUUCUUUUGGUUAAUCCUUGUCCCAAACUUCUGCCUUCAUUUUUAUGCAUUUACACUGUGUACUCAACCCUGUUCUGGCACUACAAUUGCACCAUAGUUAACAGUAAACGUAUUAUUGUGGUAUUGCAAACUGGGGGGGGGGGGGAGGGAGACAAAAAAACACUAAAAAUUGGGCUGAUUUGUAGAUCUGGCCACAGCGUAGUGAACAUACAGAAGCUGUUGGGAAAACUCUAAAGAGGAACCGAUAUUUCACACAAAGGUGCCUGGUAGUACAAUCUGACCAAUGCCGUUUUGAGCGCUUAUCUAGCUCAUUCUGUCUUCCUUUUCUAGCACAUGUCUGGGAGGGGAAUCUGCAUGCAUAUCCUUUAGCUUAUUGAGGUGUCCCUAAGUCGCCCCCCCCCCCCUUUGCCUGUCCCACACGCACAACCUUUAAACUCUGGCCAAAACUUCAAUACCCUUUCCCCAUUUACCAUGCUUUUCCUUCACUGUAGUUCAUACUUCAUUGUAGUUCUAAUGCUUCAUCAUUCAGAGGCCUGUUUCCCAGUACAAACCAUAACACUCCUCCUCCACCUGCCUUCCAACCACUUUUUUUUUUUCUUACCCUUUCCCCCUUUUUGUUUCAGUUGCAGUACCCUGCAUUGAAUGUGUUUUCGCGACUGUACUUGGAUGUAGUCUUACGUUUGAUGGGUGUGGUGUUGGAUUAUUUAGAGAUUAAUGGCGAAUUGGCAUUGUUGAGAUGCAGGUAGGAUUUUUCUCCCAUGACCUCUUCAUGACAUCCCUGACUCGAACAUCACCAUGGACAUUCCAUCGUUACAAUAGCUCAGGCACUUAACUGUUGUUUGCCAGCUCCUGUAAUAUAUUUACUUUUUUUAUUUUCAAAAAAGGCUGCCAUUUUGGACAGUAGAUAUAUCCCAACUCUACCAUCUGGCAUCGUGUCCAGUUUGAUUUAAUAGGACCAAUUUCUAGUUGCAGCUUGGGAAUUUGCAGAAUUGCUCUAAAUCAUUGUAAAGGCGGUCUGGCCAGCUCCAUUGGUUUGCUUGCUGCAGAACACUAAUGUUUAUGACCUUUUCGGGCAACAUGGCGAAAGAUUUGCUGCUGUAAUCAGCGCAGGCUGAUGGAACGGCCGCCUCCUCAUUUCGCAAUUGUUUAAAAUAAAUAUCACCGGUGAAUUGCUGCAUUUGACCCUGUAAACCCAUGCUGUGCAGACAAACUGUGGAAUAAAUUGCCUUGUGCUCGAGUCAUCAUCAUCGAUGUGGUAUCAAAACGGUCUGUCAAAGCAUGGUACUAAAUGUUAUGUCCAGUUAAUAAAAGACAAAAAAAAAAAAAGGAAAAACCCUAAAAAGUAUAGCUAACUGUAACCACAUUUAAGUAUGGGAGAUGGUAUUGGUUGGAAUAAGAACUUGGUUGUCUUGUGGAAACUAUACAGAACCCAUGUAUUCCUGUGCCAUAAUCUUGAUCUGAGUUGAUCUGUUGCUAUUGUGAGAUGGAAAUCGUUGCCCAGAAAGGAGUCAUUUCAAUGGCACUUCCAUAGGAAUAUUUUGGCGUCAGCUCAAAAUGUUCCAGCCUUGUGGAAUAUGUACAGAUUAAAGCAAAUUUUGUUGCCGAUUUAAUGUUCAUUUCUUUCCCUACCCAUUUCUUCCUAAUACCUGGGAUACAAGUCAAACUCCUGAUUUAUUAUACAAAAAAUGCCAUAAAUUGAUAAACCACCUUGUUUACAGACAGAUCAAAUAAAUUUAUUCCAACCAGAA
This is a messenger RNA of Conger conger (European conger), 2554 nucleotides long. Its product is annotated as profilin-2-like. Gene Ontology annotation, biological process: regulation of actin filament polymerization; positive regulation of actin filament bundle assembly; actin cytoskeleton organization. The transcript is spliced from 3 exons. NCBI's taxonomy places the organism in Eukaryota, Metazoa, Chordata, Actinopteri, Anguilliformes, Congridae. Gene Ontology annotation, cellular component: cytoplasm. Bases 239 to 658 code for a protein of 139 amino acids. Gene Ontology annotation, molecular function: actin binding. The record is from RefSeq and is a predicted model, not a curated record.